Hordeum vulgare subsp. vulgare (domesticated barley) is the source of this 1566-nucleotide messenger RNA. Its product is annotated as protein transport protein SEC13 homolog B-like. Gene Ontology annotation, molecular function: structural molecule activity; protein binding. The transcript has 2 exons. Gene Ontology annotation, cellular component: nuclear pore outer ring; COPII vesicle coat. Lineage: Eukaryota; Viridiplantae; Streptophyta; Magnoliopsida; Poales; Poaceae. The coding region runs from base 394 to 1311 and encodes 305 amino acids. Gene Ontology annotation, biological process: COPII-coated vesicle budding; protein import into nucleus. The record is from RefSeq and is a predicted model, not a curated record.
AUCAGGCCCGAUUCACCCAGCUCGACAGAUCUCACGCUCGUUUCCUCCUUCUCUGGCGAUUAGGGUACCCCACGCCGCCGCCAGGUGCUUGUCGUCACGGCCGGUGCGCCGCCGGCGCCGCCGGCGCCUCCGCCCCCGCCCCCAUCCGCUGCCGUGAUCCCCGUCCGCGCGCCGCCGGCCGCUGGCCUCUGACCUCCUCGCGCCGUGGACCUCGCGCCCCUCCUCGCGCCGUGGAUCUCGCGCCGCCGGCCGCUCUCCUCCGACCUCCUCGCGCCGCCGCCGGCUCUUGUUCUCUCAGGCAGGUUCCUAUUACUCAAAACAGAUAGGAGCUUGAGGUGGUUGACGUAGAAGAGUUGGUUAACACUUUAAAGCUGACAUUACGUGAUUGGAACUAUGCCUCCUCAUAAGAUAGAGACUGGUCACCAAGAUGUGGUGCAUGACAUCGCAAUGGAUUACUAUGGGAAGCGCCUCGCAACUGCAUCCUCUGAUAACACAAUAAAGAUCAUUGGCAUAAGUGGCACCUCGCAGCAGCAACUUGCUACUUUGAGCGGACACCAGGGCCCAGUUUGGCAAGUCGCUUGGGCUCAUCCUAAGUAUGGUUCCAUGCUUGCAUCCUGCAGCUAUGAUGGGCGGGUUAUAAUAUGGAAAGAAGGGGGUAAACCUGAUGAGUGGGCACAGGCUCACACGUUCGUUGAGCACAAGUCCUCUGUAAAUUCCAUUGCUUGGGCGCCUCAUGAACUUGGCCUCUGCUUGGCUUGUGGUUCAUCUGAUGGGAACAUUUCAGUCUUCACAGUUCGUUCUGAUGGAGGAUGGGAGACGACGCGCAUCGAUCAGGCUCAUCCAGUGGGUGUGACCUCUGUCUCAUGGGCUCCGGCGAUGGCCCCGGGUGCCCUAAUCAGCCCAGGGCCUUCGGGGCAGUUUGAGUAUGUUCAGAAACUUGCUUCUGGUGGUUGUGACAACACAGUCAAGGUGUGGAAGCUCACCAACGGGAGUUGGAGGAUGGACUGUUUCCCAGCCCUUCAGAUGCACAGGGACUGGGUGAGAGAUGUCGCCUGGGCUCCAAACCUAGGCCUCCCAAAGUCCACAAUCGCCAGCGCCUCCCAGGACGGAACUGUUGUCAUCUGGACCGCGCCGAAAGAAGGUGAGCAAUGGGAAGGAAGAGUUCUGAACGAUUUCAGAACCCCUGUUUGGAGGGUGUCGUGGUCGCUGACAGGAAACAUACUGGCGGUCUCUGAUGGCAACAACAACGUGACCCUGUGGAAAGAAGCUGUGGAUGGCGAAUGGCAGCAAGUGACUACCGUCGAGCCAUAGAUGUUUCGUGUUCUACCGCUAGCUGCAUUUGUCUUCAUAUUAUCUGUAUGGCUUUGAUUACAAGUGGAGGGCCCUGUGAUUGUUAGGCUGCUGCUUUGGCAGGACAGAACAGGCAGUGCAUGUGACAAGCUUUUUUACUUGAUUAAGCAGAAAAUUUAGAACUACUUCUAUCCCAAUUGGACUCGUGUAUGGUAUUAUGGUGUACGGUGCUUUUGGCACAACCAUCCUUUUUGCAAAGUUGUUCCGUGGAUUGUA